GCGCGUGCGCACUGGGGCCUCUAACAGAGGGCUGACGGCUUGGAGCCCAGGGACCAGCGGACGGAUGGACGGACUGACUGACUGACUGAGGGAGUGAGACAGGGACGGACAAGCGGAGGCACGAGUCCCACGGGGGGCCCCGGCUCAGCCCCAGCCAGGGAGCCUCCCUGAAGGCCACGCGGGUGGGGUCUGCAGCUGCUCCCCGGCCUUUCUGGCAGAAUGUCAGGAAGCCACACCCCUCCUGCUGGGGGCCCCUUCUCGGCCUUGACCCCAAGCAUAUGGCCCCAGGAGAUACUGGCCAAGUAUUCCCAGAAAGAAGAGCUUUGUGAGCCGCCCGAGGUGCGCUACGACGAGUUUGGCUUCCGGGUGGAUAAGGAAGACGAGGCAAACCCGGGCAAGCUCUCGGGCGCGCCCCUAGCGGAGGACCCCCAGCAGAGGCUGAGGUGGCAAGCCCACCUCGAGUUCACGCACAACCACGACGUGGGCGACCUCACGUGGGACAAGAUCGAGGUGUCCCUGCCGCGCUCCGACAAGCUCUAUUCGCUGGUGCUGGGCGGCAUCCCUCACAGCAUGCGGCCCCAGCUGUGGAUGCGCCUCUCGGGGGCCCUGCAGAAGAAGCGCGGCUCGGACACGGCCUACCGGGACAUCGUCAAGAACAGCUGCAAUGACGAGACGCUGGCGGCCAAGCAGAUCGAGAAGGACCUGCUCCGCACCAUGCCCAGCAACGCCUGCUUCUCUGCCAUGAACAGCGUCGGGGUGCCCCGGCUGCGCAGGAUCCUCCGAGGGCUGGCCUGGCUCUACCCCGACAUCGGCUACUGCCAGGGCACCGGCAUGGUGGCCGCCUGCCUGCUGCUGUUCCUGGAGGAGGAGGACGCCUUCUGGAUGAUGUGCGCCAUCAUCGAGGACCUGGUGCCCGCCGCCUACUUCAGCACCACGCUGCUGGGCGUGCAGACGGACCAGCGGGUCCUGCGCCACCUGAUCGUGCAGUACCUGCCGCGGCUGGACCGGCUGCUCCAGGAGCACGACAUCGAGCUGUCGCUCAUCACCGUGCACUGGUUCCUGACGGCCUUCGCCAGCGUGGUCCACAUGAAGCUGCUGCUGCGCAUCUGGGACCUCUUCUUCUACCAGGGCUCCCUGGUGCUCUUCCAGACCACCCUGGGCAUGCUGCGGAUGAAGGAGGAAGAACUGAUCCAGUCGGAGAACUCGGCCUCCAUCUUCAACACGUUGUCGGACAUCCCGGCCCAGAUGGGGGACCCCGAGGCGCUGCUGGCCGAGGCCAUGCGUCUGGCGGGCUCCCUGACGCACGUGGCCGUGGAGGCCCAGCGCCGCAAGCACCUGGCCUACCUCCUGGCCGACCAGGGCCAGCUGCUGGGCCCCUGCGCCGCCACGAACCUCACCAAGGUGGUCCGGCGCAGAACCCAGCGCAGGAAGUCGGGCCUCGCCUCCCUGCUCUUCGGGGACGAGGACCUCGAGGCCUUGAAAGCCAAGAACAUCAAACAGACCGAGCUGGUGGCCGACCUGCGUGAAGCCAUCCUGCAGGUGGCCCGCCACUUCCAGUGCGUAGACCCCAAAAACGGCGCUGUGGAGCUGACUCCCGACUACACAAUGGAGAGCCACCAGCGCGACCACGAGAAGUACGCAGCGUGCUUCCGCGGCCAGCGGCGCCGGGCCAAGGCCCUGCUGGACUUCGAGCGCCAUGAUGACGACGAGCUGGGCUUUCGCAAGAACGAUGUCAUCACGAUCGUCUCGCAGAAGGACGAGCACUGCUGGGUGGGGGAGCUGAACGGACUGAGAGGCUGGUUUCCCGCCAAGUUCGUGGAGGUCUUGGACGAACGCAGCAAAGAGUACUCUGCGGCCGGAGAUGACUCGGUGACCGAAGGAGUCAUGGACUUGGUGCGAGGGACUCUGUGUCCGGCCCUCAAGUCGAUCCUGGAACACGGCUUGAAGAAGCCGUCCCUGCUGGGGGGCCCGGGCCACCCGUGGCUAUUCAUCGAGGAGGCCGCAGGCCGCGAGGUGGAGCGGGACUUCGACUCGGUCUACUCUCGCCUGGUUCUCUGCAAAACUUACAGGUUAGACGAGGACGGCAAAGUGCUGACCCCCGAGGAGCUGCUCUAUCGGGUACGUAAGUGCCCCGCGGUCUUAGGCCGCCGCCCCCGCCCCGGGAGGCGCCCGCGGUCUGGGCCAGCCCCCUGUCCUCCUCCGCAGGCCGUUCAGUCCGUGAACAUGACGCAUGACGCGGCGCACACCCAGAUGGACGUCAAGCUGCGCUCCCUCAUCUGCGUGGGGCUCAAUGAGCAGGUCCUGCAUCUGUGGCUCGAGGUGCUCUGCUCGAGCGUGGCCACGGUGGAGAAAUGGUACCAUCCGUGGUCCUUCCUGCGCAGCCCGGGCUGGGUCCAGAUCAAGUGCGAACUUCGAGUCCUCUGCUGCUUCGCCUUCAGUCUCUCUCAGGAUUGGGAGCUUCCCAUCAAGAAAGAGGAAAAGGAGAAGAGACCCUUGAAAGAAGGCGUGCAGGACAUGCUGGUGAAACACCACCUCUUCAGCUGGGACAUAGAUGGGUGACCCCCGCCCCGGACCCUCCCUGCCCAGGGUGCCCUGGGAGUGCCGGGGCGGUGGGAGGGAGCCCCGAACCAGCGGGACGGGCCUGGCCAUCCCGUGGCCUUUUCCUCCAUCUUUGCUCAGGUGGGAACAUUGAGAGAGCCAGCGGAGGACGCUCUUGGCAACAGUGACAGGACCUUUAUUCUUUUGGUUUAUAAAUAAACAGCAUAUCGUGAAA
Antechinus flavipes (yellow-footed antechinus) is the source of this 2773-nucleotide messenger RNA. RefSeq names its product small G protein signaling modulator 3 (gene SGSM3). Bases 220 to 2559 code for a protein of 779 amino acids. The record is from RefSeq and is a predicted model, not a curated record. The transcript is spliced from 21 exons. NCBI's taxonomy places the organism in Eukaryota, Metazoa, Chordata, Mammalia, Dasyuromorphia, Dasyuridae. Gene Ontology annotation, molecular function: protein binding.